CUCAGCUGACGUGGAGGAGCAGACUCUCGCCAGCAGCCGGACAGACUGGACCAACUGGAACUGAAUUAAGUGGUUCAGAGGAACGUUUGCCGCCUCGUAAAAUGGCGGCAGCGGAGGAGGCCAGCAGGCCGUUCGCCGGGCUGUCAGAUGUCUCCAUCUCCGAGGACAUCCCGGUAGAGGGAGACAUCUCUGUGCCCGUCGGCUCCUCCAGGCGGGAUGAUGAGUUCUCCACGCUGGACGAGCCAGUGAAGGAGACCAUCUUGCGGGACCUGCGGGCGGUGGGGAACAAGUUCAUCCACGUCCUGUACCCGAAGCGCAGCUCGGCUCUGCUGCGGGACUGGGACCUGUGGGGCCCGCUGCUGCUCUGCGUGACGCUGGCCCUGCUGCUGCAGGGCGGCGCGGCUGACAGCGACGACCAGGGGGGGCCGCAGUUCGCUGAGGUCUUCGUCAUCAUCUGGUUUGGCUCCAUCAUCAUCACCCUCAACUCCAAGCUGCUGGGCGGCACCAUCUCCUUCUUCCAGAGCCUGUGUGUGCUGGGCUACUGCAUCAUGCCUCUGACGGUGGCCAUGGCCGUGUGCCGGAUCGUCCUGGUCGGCGGCUCGGGGACGGUCAGCUUCGCCGUGCGGCUGGUGGUGGUGACGGCGUCCUUCGGCUGGUCCACCUUCGCCUCCACGGCCUUCCUCGCCGACAGCCAGCCGCCCAACCGCAAGGCGCUGGUGGUGUACCCGGUGUUCCUCUUCUACUUCGUGAUCGGGUGGAUGAUCCUGACGUUCUCGCCGUCGCAGUAGAGGAGAAACGAAAGGAACGGAUCCGAGUUGAACUGACAAGGAUGAGGGAGGUUUUUGUGGAGUGAAGGAACUCAAACAAACACCGGUGUCUGCCUUUGAGCGAAGACGAAUGACUACUGAACUGACUGUGGGUGUUUCUGGGGCUCUGAUGCGGUAUUUAGACUCGAGAAACACCAAAACAGACUCUUUGAGGUGAAGCAACGGCUCGAGCUGUGAUCCAGAGAGGUCCAGAGGACGCUGCGCUGCAGAUGGAGAGUUAACAAGCUGAUGAAUAUGUUCAUAUUUUCCAGGUCGUCUCCCAGGCAUGUUUACGAGCUGAGUAAAGAUAAAGUCCACGCUCUUGUACAUAGAGAUGCUCUACGAAUGUUUGAACAGCAGGGCUACCGCUGUUACUUCUUUCCUCCUGGUCUCUCUGGGUGCGUUUGAAACUUCGUGCGUUCCUGACGACACUCGCUGACCCGACAGAGUACAUUUUCACACUAAGUUAUUCAGUUUUAGACAUUUAGUGAAGCUUUCAUGUAGCUUAACUCAGAAGCUCUUCAGCUGUUGUCGAGCAGCUGUCAGUUUGUGGCUCUAGUCGUCACUUUUCCAGAUGUUUAUUUUCGUAUUUCGGGGGACGUUUUUGUUUUUAUUAGAUGGCAGGAAACAGUCGAGCUCUGUUGAUAUGCUGAUCAGCUCUGCAGAAAGCAAUAGUUUGGCAGCCAGUUAGCUUAGCUUAGCACAAAGACUGGAAGCAGGGGGAAACAGCUAGCCUGGCUCUGUCCAGAGGUAACAAAAUUCACCUCUAAAGCUCAUUGUUUGUUUGAUUGUGCACCUGAAUGUUUCUUGACCAGGUGGGGACACGAGAGCGGGAUCACUCCUCUCAUCCAUCUCUUGGCAUGAACGCAAAUGACUGUAUUUCCCAAAAUAAAUGUCGAAGCGUUUCUUUAAGGGCUGGAUACAAUCUAAAACUGCAUUUGUCCGCUCCCUCACUGACAUGGACAGAUGGCAAAAUUGACGUCACGUGGACCCUCGCGGUCAGAUGGAUGCAGAGGCUAUAAUUUGGAUUUAAGUGUACAGCUACAGACUCCUGACAUGAUGUGUGUUAGCGUGGCUCUAGGGCUCAUAAUGGUUAUUCACAUCUCUGAUUUCACUGAAUCAAACACAAUAACGGUGUGAAAACAAAGUCUGAUUGUCAGACUAGUUAUUUCCUCGGCCUGCAGUCAGCUGUGCUUUUUGAGUUGUGUUUAAGUGCUUUGAUGUCGGUCAGACCGUCACAUUACGAGAGAAGAAUCUCACGUCUCUUUGCUGCAGACAGCUUGCAGUGACGAGGUCGGGGCUGUUUGUUUCUUCUGGGAAAAUCCAACAUAAAACACAGACGAGGUUGCUUUCUUUCCUUUUUCCUGCAGAUAAAUGAACUGACUGAAGCACCGACAGCAGCAAAAGUUUCAGCCGUCUGAACAGCAGCAGGCACAUUUUAGCUGUCAGAGAUUCCUCCUCUCUGUGUCUGCUUCCUGUUUGGGCUGAUUUUUCACCUCCUAACCUGUCUGUAACCUUCGACCCCUGCUCUGUCUUUGAUGUUUCCCAAAUCACCGGGGCUUCUUUUGUUGAUUUAAUUUAUAUGUAUUCAUUAACAUCAAAUUGAAAAGAUUAAAAUAUAUUUGAUCAGCUGUGA
This is a messenger RNA of Chelmon rostratus (copperband butterflyfish), 2442 nucleotides long. RefSeq names its product Yip1 domain family, member 6 (gene yipf6). The transcript is spliced from 3 exons. Gene Ontology annotation, biological process: endoplasmic reticulum to Golgi vesicle-mediated transport. Bases 102 to 788 code for a protein of 228 amino acids. The record is from RefSeq and is a predicted model, not a curated record. Gene Ontology annotation, cellular component: membrane; trans-Golgi network. Lineage: Eukaryota; Metazoa; Chordata; Actinopteri; Chaetodontiformes; Chaetodontidae.